Molecule: messenger RNA, 2507 nt
Organism: Hyaena hyaena (striped hyena)
Lineage: Eukaryota; Metazoa; Chordata; Mammalia; Carnivora; Hyaenidae
Gene: ARSL
Product: arylsulfatase L
Exons: 14
Coding region: 1-2490 (829 amino acids)
Molecular function (GO): arylsulfatase activity
Source: RefSeq, a predicted model, not a curated record
AUGGGACCCCCAGCCAGCCUUGCAAGGAGGUUGUACUUCAAAGACAUUCCAGUCCUGGGCUCCUGCAAGCCGCCCCCUGCUGUGCAAGGCACCGGGGACCCAAAGCGCACGAGGGGCUUUGAUACGAGUCAACGCCUGCGAACGUGCGUGCAGAAGAACACGAGCAAACAAAGAAACCAAGCAGCGGACACAAAACGGCCUGAAACGUCGGCAAACACAGGCAUCCGGGGUCAGGAGGCGCCGACCGAGUGGGGAUUGAAUGAGUCACUGCUCCCAGCGGGACCCGUCCGUCCGGGCUCCUCUGGGCGCCUCGCAUAUUCUAAUGAGGAACAUAAACAAGGUGCCUGUGCAAACCGCCCGUGGCCACGCCGGCCACUCUCUGCACAACCAAACUUGCUUCUUGUCCGCCAGCUCCUUGCUGGGGCUUGGAAGGGAGGCAGUCGCUGCGCACAUGCGUGCGGCCGGCCGGGCCCACAGCCUCCCUGCGGCCCCUCAGGACGAGCCUUCCCUCUCUGGCCGCAGACGGACGUCCCUCCGGCCUGGCCCCGAGGGACCCCAUCCAGCCAGGAAGGACGACGGAGAAGACAACAUGCAGCGUCUGGAGCACUGGUGUCCGGGAGCGACCUGAAGGACAUCGAUGUCACUCUUGCCAACCGCACUGUCUGGUGGCCCGGGGAGCCCACUCUGCACAUCGUCCCUGGAGGCUCAGAUGCCCUGUUGACUUCACGGCGCCGGGAAUUGGCACACUGCCCACGGAAGUGGCUGGCUGUCACAGUCGGCGCGCUUGUGGGUUUGACGCCCUCGGCUUGCGGGGACUUACCUGGCUCCCGUCCCAACUUCCUUCUUCUCAUGGCAGACGAUCUCGGCAUCGGCGACCUUGGCUGCUACGGUAACAACACCAUCAGGACCCCAAAUAUUGACCGCCUGGCACGAGACGGUGUGAUGCUCACCCAGCACCUCGCGGCCGCGUCAGUGUGUACCCCAAGCAGGGCUGCUUUCUUAACGGGCAGAUACCCUCUCCGAUCAGGUAUGGUUUCCAGUAAUGGUUACCGCGUUCUUCAGUGGGCCGGAGCAGCUGGAGGGCUUCCAGCCAAUGAGACAACUUUUGCAAAGAUAUUAAAAGAGAGAGGCUAUGCCACUGGCCUAAUAGGAAAAUGGCAUCUGGGUCUCAACUGUGAAUCUUCCAAUGACCACUGCCACCACCCGCUCAACCACGGAUUCGACCACUUCUACGGAAUGCCGUUUUCCCUGAUGGGAGAUUGCAUCCACUGGGAACUGUCAGAGAAGCGUGCAGGCAUGGAGCGGAAACUCAACGUCUGCUUCCAAAUCGUGGCCUUUGCUGCCCUCACGCUCACCGCUGGGAAACUCACCCACCUGACGUCAGGCUCAUGGACUCCAGUCAUCUGGUUGACCCUUGCUGCCAUGUUGCUCUUCACCACCUCAUACUUCCUGGGUGCCCUGAUCGUUCAUGCAGACUGCUUCCUGAUGAGAAACCACACCAUCACUGAGCAGCCCAUGCGCUUUCAAAGGACGACAUCUCUUAUUCUCAAAGAGGUCUCGUCCUUCCUCCAAAGAAACAAGCAAAGACCUUUCCUCCUCUUUGUCUCCUUUCUGCACGUGCACACCCCUCUGAUCACCACCGAGAAAUUCCGCGGGAAGAGUGCCCACGGGCUGUACGGGGAUAACACGGAAGAGAUGGACUGGAUGCUGGGGAAGAUCGUGGAUACUUUGGACAUGGAAGGUUUGACCAACAGCACCCUCGUUUAUUUUACAUCGGAUCAUGGGGGAGCUUUAGAGUCUCAACUCCGAAACGACCAAUAUGGCGGCUGGAAUGGAAUCUAUAAAGGUGGCAAAGGGAUGGGGGGCUGGGAAGGCGGCAUCCGCGUCCCUGGCAUCUUCCGGUGGCCUGGGGUGCUGCCGGCCGGCCGAGUGAUCCACGAGCCCACCAGCCUGAUGGAUGUCUUCCCCACCGUGGUGCAUCUGGGGGGCAGUGAGGUGCCCCAGGACAGGGUGAUCGAUGGCCGGGACAUGCUUCCCUUGCUUCUGGGGACCACAGAGCACUCGGCUCACGACUUCCUGCUGCAUUACUGCGAGAAUUUUCUGCACGCGGCCCGCUGGUACCAACGUGACGGAGGAAGACUAUGGAAAGUCCACUACACGACGCCGGUGUUCCAGCCACGCGGGGCGGGCGCCUGCUACGGGAAGGCGGUCUGCCCCUGCUCCGGGGACCGAGUCGCCCAUCACCAGCCACCUUUGCUCUUCGACCUGUCCAGAGACCCGGCCGAGGCCCACGCCCUGACGCCGGACACGGAGCCCUGCUUUCAGCAGGUGAUGGACACGGUGGCCCGGGCCGUGGCACGGCACCGACAGACGCUCGGGCCGGCCCCGCCGCAGCUGGGCGCGCUGGGCAACGUGUGGAGACCCUGGCUGCAGCCGUGCUGUGGCCCCUUCCCCCUGUGCCGCUGUGACCGGGAGGGCCACCCGGCGUAAGCGCCCCCCCCCGGGGA